UAAGAUCCUCUUCCGGAGCUCCCGCGCUCUUUUCCACGCCUCCAAAAUGUCGCAACAAGACCAGGGUGAGAAGGAAAACCCCAUGAGGGAGCUGCGCAUUCGCAAACUCUGCUUGAACAUCUGCGUUGGAGAGAGUGGGGACAGGCUGACGCGAGCAGCCAAAGUGUUGGAGCAGCUCACAGGACAGACCCCCGUCUUCUCAAAAGCUCGAUACACCGUCCGGUCUUUUGGGAUCAGGAGAAAUGAGAAGAUUGCUGUUCACUGCACCGUACGUGGGGCAAAAGCUGAAGAGAUCUUGGAGAAAGGAUUGAAGGUGCGAGAAUAUGAGCUGAGAAAGAAUAACUUCUCUGACACUGGCAAUUUUGGAUUUGGGAUCCAAGAACACAUUGACUUGGGAAUUAAAUAUGAUCCCAGUAUUGGCAUCUAUGGCUUGGACUUCUAUGUGGUUCUGGGGAGGCCAGGAUUCAGCAUUGCUGACAAGAAACGCCGAACCGGCAGCAUCGGGGCCAAGCAUAGAAUCAGCAAAGAGGAGGCCAUGCGCUGGUUUCAACAAAAGUACGAUGGCAUCAUUCUUCCAGGCAAAUGAAUUGUUUCCACUAGGAAAUAAAUGUGAAUAAAAUUUUACAUUGUUUAAUUUGCCAUUGUGUAAUCUUCUCUCCGUGGACUUUCUAUAUUUGGGCACUGGAUAUCACUCUUUUGGAAGAAACCUGAAGAUUGGGACUACUGUGCUGCAUUGGGUGGGAGCAUGUGGGUUUCUGAAGAGGUUAAUUGUUAUUCAUCUGGAUUUGGUCAUUUGUUGGCAUCUGGAAGCCUCAGUGUGAUUUUGUUGGCAUCUGGAAGCCUCAGUGUGAUUCAGUCAGGUUUGAUGGCAACACUACUAAAUAUGCAAGACGUA
Messenger RNA from Protobothrops mucrosquamatus (brown spotted pit viper), 895 nucleotides. RefSeq names its product ribosomal protein L11 (gene RPL11). Gene Ontology annotation, biological process: translation. Gene Ontology annotation, cellular component: cytosolic large ribosomal subunit; ribosome. Bases 47 to 586 code for a protein of 179 amino acids. Gene Ontology annotation, molecular function: RNA binding; structural constituent of ribosome. NCBI's taxonomy places the organism in Eukaryota, Metazoa, Chordata, Lepidosauria, Squamata, Viperidae. The transcript is spliced from 6 exons. The record is from RefSeq and is a predicted model, not a curated record.